GUGACAGAGCCACGGAGCGGCGACACGGGGGAGGUGACACGGGGGAGGUGACACCGGGGGAGGUGACACCGGCACCAGAGCCCCCAGGGGCCACCAUGGGCCAGCAGGCAGCGACCCCCGCCCCGCUGAGCCACGUCCCGCCCGGAGCAGAGGACCGCUCCGCUCAGGCCACCGUGCUCGCGUGGCUCCAGUACCGCCAGUCCUGCGAGCUGCACCUGCUGCUGGCCCCGCCCUCCCCAGGACCCGUCUGCAACCGCAGCUUCGACCUCUACGCGUGCUGGGGGGACGCUGUCCCCAACAGCACCGCCACUGUCCCCUGCCCCUGGUACCUGCCCUGGUACCACCGAGUGCAGGGCGGGGUGGUGGCGCGGCGCUGCGGCCCCGACGGGCGCUGGGUGACAGAUGACACCGGCAGGACCUGGCAGGACAAUUCCCAGUGCGAGGACCUGGCGCAGGUGCAGCCGCUGCAGCGCCAGGCGUGGCUGCUGGAGCAGUUCCGUCUCCUCUACACCGUGGGAUAUUCGCUGUCCCUUGUCGCGCUGGUGGUGGCGCUGCUGCUGCUGCUGCUGCUCAGGCGCCUGCGCUGCACGCGGAACCUGAUCCACGCCAACCUCUUCGUGUCCUUCGCGCUCCGGGCCGGCGCCAUCCUCACGCGUGACGCGCUGCUGCCACACGGCCACCGCCACGGCCACCCCCUGCAGCUGCUGGGCAUGCAGGCGGGCCCCGCGUGUCGCGUGGCGCAGAGCCUGGCCCAGUACUGCGUGGGCGCCAAUUACGCGUGGGCCAUGGGCGAGGGGCUCUUCCUGCUGCGCCUCCUGCUCGCCACCUCCGGCCGCCGCUGCCUGCCCGCCUUCCUCCUCCUCGGAUGGGGUGUCCCCGUGCUCUUCGUUGUCCCCUGGGUCCUCCUGCGGUACCUGUACGAGAACGAGGGGUGCUGGGAACGCAACGAGAAGGUGGCGGUGUGGUGGCUGAUCCGCUGUCCCAUCCUGGUGGCCGUCGCGGUGAACUUCGUGGUGUUCGUGCGCAUCGUGCGGAUCCUGGUGGCCAAAGUGCGCGCGCGCCAGGUGUCCCGCGGGGACACGCGGCUCAGGCUGGCGCGCUCCACGCUGACGCUGAUCCCGCUGCUGGGAGUGCACGAGGUGAUUUUCGCCCUGGCCGGGGAGGGCGAAGGCGGCGGCGGCCUGAGGCUGGCCCGGCUCUGCCUUCACCUGCUGCUCACCUCGCUGCAGGGUCUGGUGGUCAGCGUCCUGUACUGCUUCACCAACAAGGAGGUGCAGGCUGAGAUCCGCCGGGGGUGGCAGCGCUGCCGUCUGGGGGUCCCCGGCCCCGCCAGGGCCCCCCCGAGGGGUCGCUCCCGGCCGGGGCAGCGCCCGGUGGUCGAGAGCGGCUGCUGAAGGGGCGGGGGGCACC
Poecile atricapillus (Black-capped chickadee) is the source of this 1410-nucleotide messenger RNA. It is a transcript of the gene GIPR, whose product is annotated as gastric inhibitory polypeptide receptor. Gene Ontology annotation, biological process: cell surface receptor signaling pathway; adenylate cyclase-modulating G protein-coupled receptor signaling pathway. The record is from RefSeq and is a predicted model, not a curated record. The transcript has 13 exons. The coding region runs from base 96 to 1394 and encodes 432 amino acids. Gene Ontology annotation, cellular component: plasma membrane. Gene Ontology annotation, molecular function: gastric inhibitory peptide receptor activity; peptide hormone binding; G protein-coupled peptide receptor activity. NCBI's taxonomy places the organism in Eukaryota, Metazoa, Chordata, Aves, Passeriformes, Paridae.